CUCCUUAUGGCUACAGGAAACACUUACACAGAGGCAGCAUAGACUGUGAACUGUACAGGAAUCCUCUGCGUGUCCUUUAACCCACUUAUUAGACACUGGCCGGGUCUGUAGAUGACAUCACGGGUGGGAGUGACAGUGUACUGUGCCUGUGCUGGAUACUGAAGCACCCUCAGCAUAUUAUUAUUACUACACUCCACUCAUCUGCUACCACCGGAUUCCCUGCAAUUCUGCAACAUGGCCAGAUUGCUGAAAAGCCUUUGCAUCCUAGUGAUGAGGCAGAGGAGGCUCCCACCUCUUACACACCCAGGGAGCAAUGCAUGUAGCAAGGCAGGAAUGGUGCAUCCAGUUGCUGGCAUAGGAUCACUUACCAGAUACGAUGAGACUGUUGUGUCUCCUGACUGGCAAGAAAAACUCACCCCGGAGCAGUACUACAUAACCAGGGAAAAGGGCACGGAACUGCCUUUCAGUGGCAUCUACCUGAACAACACAGAAGAAGGAAUGUAUCUCUGCGUCUGCUGCAACACACCGCUGUUCAGUUCAGAGAAGAAGUAUAGCUCUGGAACUGGCUGGCCCUCUUUUUGGGAAGCACAUGGCACUGUUGAAUACGAUGAAAGCAACACAAACAUACUCAGACGUCCAGAUAACUCGCUGGGAUGCGCCGGAACGGAAGUUAUUUGCAAAGAGUGUGACGCUCACCUUGGUCAUGUGUUUGAUGAUGGCCCCGCCCCUUCUGGUCAGAGAUUUUGCAUCAACAGCAUCGCACUUACAUUCAAACCAAGCUAAACAGGAAGUUCCAGCAAUAUACAGUGAAUUCAUGGAAUGCUGUUCAGAGUUAAUUUUUGUUGUAUUAAACAUUUAUAUUUCUCCAUGGAAAACCCCUUAAUUUGUAUUUUGUGUUGACGAUUUGUUAAUGUGCCUAUUUUGUAUGUUUACAGCAACCAGACUACAAAUUGUGGAUGUAAAUUUGUAUGUUGUGGAAAUAUGUGUUUAUUUUUUAUGUUUUUAAAAAAAAAAAAUAUUUAAUAACAUUUUUAUUUUAUUGCAUUCUUAAUAAGGACCUACCCACAGUGGUUGAUGCUGUUUUGUAGGCUCAGCUAAAAAUUCUAAGAGUGCCGCCUAUCGAUUUACUUGUGAAAUCACUGAAGCAGGAGACCACCAUGAUGAUAUUAGUUUAUCUGAUUGACUGUAUUGUCAUGAAUUUUGGCUUAGCCUACAAAAUGGCUGCCCUACUCUGACUAAAACUCUGGUCUGUCAACUGAAAGUGAUUAUUAUUUGUAUAAUUGUUUUACUGUAACUAUCCAGUAAAACACAUGUGCAUCACUUGCUGGGCAUAGAUAAUAUAAUUUCCUGGAAGCACUAGUUGGAAGCUGGGGGAGUGGAUUGUUGGGUGUACAAAGUAAGAUUGGUUCAUUUAAAAGGCCUACAAUAGCUGUGACCAAAAAGUUUGUGCAGUGUUUCUUAUUCACUGCAAAUGACUUCUGUUUCUUAAUGUGUAACAAAUCAUAAUGUUUUUUAAUGUGUAAGAUGGACAAAUAAUUUUCAUUUAGUCUGCUCGCCAGUGCCGAAGAAUUAACCCCCACCCCAACUCCCCGAUCUGUAAUAUGGAAUUUUAUUACAUAACUCUGUACAUUACUCAAAGGCUAACGUUAAGGGAUAAUUCCACAGGAAACUGAAAAUGCCAUAAGUUGAACAUAAAUAUCAAAUAUCACUUGUCCAUCUUGGGUAAGUGAUGCUGCUCUUGCUUCUGCUAGUAGCGCAUUGUGGUUGGGUAGUAAGCUGUCUCUGUGACGCUAUGUCACACUGGUAUUCUGGUUUGCCGUCCUUUAUAUCAGCAUAAUAAUAAGUUAUGGAAGGUAGAACUUAGAUCUGUUUUGUUAUUUAUUUCAGCCUUACUUACUAUGUAUGUAAGUUACAUAUGGCGUAAUGUACUACCUAGUGUAAGUUAUAGAGACAUAAGACGUUACAGAGUAGUUUAGUAAUAAUACUUUUAUACAGCUCACAUACAGUAAAUCUGAGGUGACUUUUAAUAUAUGUAGUAAUUCACAGCAAGUGGUUCUUAGUCGUCAUAAUACACAGGUUUUCUCAAUGACCAAUGAAGCGAUAACCAGAGUUUAUACAAAAAUGAAUAAUACUUGUGUGUUAUAUAGAACCUUGGGAGCACAAAGAAGUUACUUAGAAGGAAUGAUAAACAUUGGUAAAACCCCAGUGUAUUACUGUGGGAGUUUCUUCAUUGAUUAAUAAUCAGCCCUUUGACCCCUUCCGUAGCCACUGUUUACUAUGGGUAUGGGAUCUUGUAUCCGGGCCCCAGAAGGCACAGAUCGCAGGAAAUCCGAAAGCAACAAGUAAAUAAUAGCUGCUCUGUGAUGAUGUAAUGUAUACAGAUUGGUGGUGAGAUUUGACAAACCUUCUAAAUAGGACAAGUGGAGGGUGUUACCCAGAGCAACCAAUCAGAUUCUAGCUAGCAUUUAUCUAGUACAUUCUACAAAAUGAUAGCUAGAAUCUGAUUAAUGGAUAUGGGCAAUAUCUCCACUUGUCCACUUUAGAAGCUUUGAUAAAUCUCGCCCUUAUAACAUCUUCCAACUGUUACUGUUAUAUGACAUAAUGAGUUAUUCUACCAUCUGGGAAGACAGGUUUAGAUAUGUUGUAACUCAUUAUACUGUACUAUAAUUGUACAUAUCUCAUAUGCGGAAAACUGAAUGUCUCAAACAUUCUCCAUAGAAGGUCUGAUGCCUGUUUUUUGUAUUGUAUUUUAUUUUAUACAAUAAAUAUAUCUGAGUACUGUC
Pseudophryne corroboree (corroboree frog) is the source of this 2783-nucleotide messenger RNA. It is a transcript of the gene MSRB2, whose product is annotated as methionine sulfoxide reductase B2. Lineage: Eukaryota; Metazoa; Chordata; Amphibia; Anura; Myobatrachidae. Gene Ontology annotation, molecular function: peptide-methionine (R)-S-oxide reductase activity. Gene Ontology annotation, biological process: protein repair; response to oxidative stress. The transcript has 5 exons. The coding region runs from base 235 to 783 and encodes 182 amino acids. Gene Ontology annotation, cellular component: cytoplasm. The record is from RefSeq and is a predicted model, not a curated record.